AUAGGCGGAUAAAGAGAAGUCAUUGGGUUUCCCAAAGACGACAAGUGAUAGGACGUCAACCGAUUAACAAGAAAGGAUCAACCAAUAAGUCGACCAACGUUAGAAUGGACAGUGUCAAGACCAGCGAUGUGUCGACCUCAUUCAACGUGACGGGACGACGCCAGAUGUGACGACGGUGGUACAAGCGAUGACAAUGAUCUCAGGAACGAAAACAAGAUCGUCGACGAGAGGUGUCACGACAUCAGGACAAUGCUGCUGAUUGUAGAAUCGUCAUCAAGGGACAGUCAGCGACACGACGUAAUUUCGUUACACGAGCCCAUAUUAAGUAAUAUCUAACACUUACUUCGUGCGUUAAUUAAUUUAUUACAUUUUUCAAGACACUACGAUUAAAGUUCAAUUUCAGUUUUUGUUAUCUGUCGCAUUGAAUAUAUCUUUCCAAACGCAAUUAUAUUAUAUUUAUGUUUCAUCUUAUUUAUUUGAAAAUCAACGCUAACAUCGCAUCAAGCGAACGUCCACCUCUACCUUUUCUAUUCUCUACAGAUCACUUGUUGACGAUAUCACCAACGACAACAGCAACGAACGACAUCAUCAGAAGACGACAUCAACGAACGACGCUAUCAACUACAAGCGACAACGUCUCCAUGGUCACGACCCUUAAACUAAUUGGAUCCCAACGAUGACAUGUCGCUUCUAAGCGCGAAUACUACAGACGACCCAGCUUUGAGACAAGGAUUCCUCCAUGGGUGUAGAAGGGUGCUUGGCCUAGAUGGAGCUUUCCUUAAAGGAUAUUGUAAGGGUGAACUACUUAGUGCCACGGCAAGGGAUGCCAAUAAUCAAAUGUUUCCAGUAGCAUGGGCAAUUGUAGAGUCUGAAUCCAAAGAGAGUUGGUCUUGGUUCCUUAAACAUCUUAUAGACGAUCUUGAAAUGCUAGAUGGGAAAGGAUGGACAUUAUUAUCUGAUCAACAAAAGGUAUUUUAUAAAUUUGGGUCUUUAAUUCUAUUAUUCUAUUGUAUACAAUUUAAUAAUAAUAAUAAUAAUAAUAAAUGAGCUUUUUUUAUACGAAAAAUACAUAAAAUAGCUGUUGUUAGUUGUAAAAUAGCUAUUGUUAGUUCUCAUACUUCAUACAUCAUGUUCCAAUGCUGAUUAUAGAGUGAUGUUACAUGAAAAAAUGUAGACAUAAUUCAUAUUUUACGCCUAACUUGUUUAAAAUUAUUUCACAAGGAUUAGUGCCUGUCAUUCCUCAACUUCUCCCUAAGGCUGAGCAUAGACUAUGCGCUAGACACAUAUUCACGAACUGGACCAAGAUUAUAAAAGGGGCACCUUUACAUAAGCUAUAUUGGAAGGCAGUGAAGGCAAAUACUAAAGUUGACUUCAAAGAUGCUAUGAAAGACCUAAAGCAGCAAAGUCCUAAAGCUUAUGAAGAAAUGUGUGCAAGGAAUGUGAAUAAAUUUUGCAGAUUCUUUUAUAAGACUUGGGCAAGUACAGAUGUCACUUGCAACAACAUGGCAAAAACAUUCAACUCAUGGAUCCUUGAAGCUAGGGAGAAACCAAUUCUGACAAUGCUUGAAGAAAUAAGAAGACAAGUUAUGUCAAGGAUGGUGGACAAGAAAACACAAGCUGGUAAAUGCAUGGGAAUUGUUAGCCCUAGAAUCAGAUCGAAGUUAAAUGAUUUCAGACAAGCUAUCAGAAAUUGGAGGCCGAUCGAGGCAAACACUGAUGCAUAUGAGGUGCAACAUACUCAUAACAGCAAUUUAUCAUAUACAGUUCGCCUAGAUCAGAGGAAAUGUGCAUGCAGAUAUUGGGAUUUGAAUGGGAUCCCGUGUGAGCAUGCAAUUGCUGCAUUAUGUGCUAAAAAUGAGACUCCAGAGAACUAUGUGGCAUUUUGGUACAGUAAAGAAUGUUAUGAAGCUGCAUAUUCAUCCUGUAUGGAGCCCGUUAACGGACAAGCACUAUGGAAGAAAGUUGAUGAAGCCCAAUCUUACCAAGUGACGCAAGAGUGAAACAUGGGAGGCUGUCGAACAAGAGAAAGAAGGCUUACGGGGAAAUUAAGAAGAAAACAUAUCUAUGUAGAGUUGUUAAAAGUGGUCAACAACGUUGCUCUAACUGCAAAGAACUUGGCCAUAAAAUUAGGACAUGUCCACAAAGGGUUAGUUAACAUAAGUGUCUUAAGUUGCUUCUUUAGAACUGACUUUUUUGUUUUGGUUAUCAUGUUUAGUAUAUCUUCUUUGUUUAAAUGAAAAUGUUUUUAAGGUCAUUAUUACCAGUAGAUUAAUGUAGUUUUAGCGUGAAUGUAAAAGUCUUCUACUAUUCUCAGGAGCAUUUCUUUUUCUUUAUUGUAUUUUAAAUUCAAUUCAAUUUUUGAAAGAUCAAUUAUUACCCUAGACAGUGUGUUUGUCUUCUAUUCUGAGGAUUCUAACAAAAAAAACAUACAGGAAACUUUACAUAGAGAAAAUUGUUGCCAAAAACCUCAAAGAUCCAUACAUAAUAAGAUGAUGAAGUAACUACGCAUUUAACUCAUCAUACAUGAGUAGAAUGAAAAGUGCAGUAAAGAAGCCCAUAGGUA
Messenger RNA from Spinacia oleracea (spinach), 2563 nucleotides. RefSeq lists its product as uncharacterized. Gene Ontology annotation, molecular function: zinc ion binding. The transcript is spliced from 2 exons. Lineage: Eukaryota; Viridiplantae; Streptophyta; Magnoliopsida; Caryophyllales; Amaranthaceae. The record is from RefSeq and is a predicted model, not a curated record. The coding region runs from base 1161 to 2000 and encodes 279 amino acids.